This is a messenger RNA of Acanthosepion pharaonis, 1758 nucleotides long. The record is from the annotation of a GenBank genome assembly. NCBI's taxonomy places the organism in Eukaryota, Metazoa, Mollusca, Cephalopoda, Sepiida, Sepiidae.
AUGCUGCCUGAAUGUGGCACAGAAAAGGCGGCUAAUCUACCAGUAUGUAUCUAUGUUCAUCUGUUUAUUCAUAUCUUUCUUAGUCUCUUCAUAUCUAUCUAUCUAUCUAUCUAUCUAGCUAUCUAUCAUUGUUUAUCUAUCUAUUUAUCUAUCUUAGUCAUCUCUAUCUAUCUAUCUAUCUAUCUAUCUAUCUAUUUAUCUAUCUAUCUAUCUAUCAUUCUUAGUCAUAUCUAUCUAUCUAUCUAUCUAUCUAUCUAUCUAUCUAUCUAUCUAUCUAUCUAUCUUAGUCAGGUCAUAUCUAUCUAUCUAUCUAUCUAUCUAUCUAUCUAUCUAUCUAUCUUUGUUUGGUCAUAUCUAUCUAUCUAUCUAUCUAUCUAUCUUUGUUUGGUCAUAUCUAUCUAUCUAUCUAUCUAUCUAUCUAUCUAUCUAUCUAUCUAUCUAUCUAUCUAUCUAUCUAUCUAUCUGUCUUUUUUAACACGUUUCUUUAUCACGCCAACAGACGCCUUUCUUUAUCAUGUCAACAGACACGUUUCUUUAUCACGUCAACAGACACGUUUCUUUAUCACGCCAACAGACACCUUUCUUUAUCAUGGCAACAAACAGGUUUCUUUAUCACAUCAACAGACACGUUUCUUUAUCACGCCAACAGACACGUUUCUUUAUCACGCCAACAGACGCCUUUCUUUAUCACGGCAACAGACACGUUUCUUUAUUAUGCCAAUAGACACGUUUCUUUAUCACGGAAACAGACGCCUUUCUGUAUCAUGUCAACAGACACGUUUCUUUAUCACGCCAACAGACGCCUUUCUUUAUCAUGCCAACAGACACGUUUCUUUAUCACGUCAACAGACACCUUUCUUUAUCGCAUCAACAGACAGGUUUCUUUAUCACGCCUACAGACACCUUUCUUUAUCACGGCAACAGACACGUUUCUUCAUCAUGCCAACAGACACGUUUCUUUAUAACAUCAACAGACACGUUUCUUUAUCACGCCAACAGACACGUUUCUUUAUCACGCCAACAGACGCCUUUCUUUAUCACGCCAGCAGACACCUUUCUUUAUCAUGGCAACAAACACAUUUUUUUAUCACGUCAACAGACACGUUUCUUUAUCACGCCAACCGACACGUUUCUUUAUCACGCCAACAGAUGCCUUUCUUUAUCACGCCAGCAGACACCUUUCUUUAUCACGCCAACAAAUACCUUUGUUUAUCACGUCAACAGACAUGUUUCUUUAUCUCGGCAACAGACGCCUUUCUUUAUCAUGUCAACAGACACGUUUCUUUAUCACGCCAACAGACGCCUUUCUUUAUCAUGCCAACAGACACGUUUCUUUAUCACGUCGACAGACACCUUUCUUUAUCGCAUCAACAGACUGGUUUCUUUAUCACGCCAACAGACACCUUUCUUUAUCACGGCAACAGACACGUUUCUUUAUCACGCCAACAGACACGUUUCUUUAUCACGUCAACAGACACUUUUCUUUAUCACAUCAACAGACACGUUUUUUUUUUAUCUCGCCAACAGACGCCUUUCUUUAUCACGCCAGCAGACACCUUUCUCUAUCACGGCAACAGACACGUUUCUUUAUCAUACCAACAGACACGUUUCUUUAUCACAUCAACAAACACGUUUCUUUAUCACGCCAACAGACACAUUUCUUUAUCACGCCAACAGACGCCUUUCUUUAUCAUGCCAACAGACACGUUUUUUUUAUCACGUCAACAGACACCUUUCUUUAUCAUAUCAACAGACUAG